Nerophis ophidion (straightnose pipefish) is the source of this 3897-nucleotide messenger RNA. RefSeq names its product tapasin-related protein-like. NCBI's taxonomy places the organism in Eukaryota, Metazoa, Chordata, Actinopteri, Syngnathiformes, Syngnathidae. Bases 53 to 1447 code for a protein of 464 amino acids. The record is from RefSeq and is a predicted model, not a curated record. The transcript has 9 exons.
GAGGCAGCAGGCUUCACUUUCGUUUUCACUCCGAACACUGCUUGCUUUGCGCAUGCGUCACCCGUCGAGCUGCACAGAAGAGUCAACGUUUUUAAAGUGUCUCUUCUUGUCACAAGAAGAGACUUCCGGGAUGGUGACAGGAGUCAUUUUGUUCGGACUCUUCACGACCUGCGUGUGUGCGUCCGGGGUUGCUGACGUGGUCCUGUCCUGCGAGUUCAUUGGGGACUCAGUCAGAGGGCAAGGGGAUUCUGGCUUCACCAGAUCGCCAGCUACCCUCAUCUUGCGAGACGUCUCCAUUGCGUCCAAUGAUGAAUCGCUGGCAGCGCUCACACCAUUUGUUCCACCCUUCCAGCCGGAUCCAUCCGACCUUCUGUUCGAGUCCAAAGCGCCAGCCUGGGAAAUCCCCAACGCGGAGUUGUUGCUCCACGCCGACUGCAACGAGCAGGAGGUGAUGUGCGAAAUAACCGCUUAUAACCCCCGCGGUUUAAAGACAGAGUCAGGAACCAGCUAUUUCAUGGUGUCCAUCGAUGUGAAAGGUGUGGACUUCAGCGCUAUGUUGAUCCUCCACACCUUGCCUGUGGUAGCGGACCAGAUGACCGUGAUGCAAACCGCACUGGGCCUACCUAUGAGCCAUGCUGGAACGCUGCUAACUGAGUUGUCCUUUCUGGUGUUUUCCACUGCUAAGGCUCCAUCUGGCCCUCUGAAAGCCGAUUGCCUCCUCAGCUGUGGUUUCAAGUAUUUAGAGGCAUCGCCUGACGAGGAAGUGCGCGUUGAAUGGCGACAGCAGUAUCGGGGAACAGGCCAGAAAAUCUACACGAUGAAAACAAAGCUCAACGAUUCAGAAGGGAGCACAGAGGUGCAUAAUGACAGAGGGGAAUCGAGCAUGGAUGCUGCCCGGGUUGUUGGUCAAGGAGACACGUCUUUGACCUUGAAGAAUUUAAAGGUGUCGGAUGUGGGCGCCUUCAUCUGCUCUGUGUUUUUAGGUCACUUCCACGCCCAGCAAGUGGUCAAUCUCCAGAUAUUUGAACCCCCCAUCGUUUCACUCUCAGAGACGAAGCUGGUUUUAAAGGGGGGCGUCGCCCAGACUAUAAGGUGCCAUUGCAGUAACUACUUCCCUCUGGAUGCUCAGGUGGAGUGGUUGUCACGCUCGCCGACAGACAAGGAGCCCACCCUCUUCCCCGACCAGGGCUCGCUGUCCAGCCACCGGAAGCACGGCAACGGCACCUACACCCUCUCGUCCCGCCUCAGCGUGCCCGCCAGCGUCGCCAACGGAACGGAAAUCAUCUGCAAGGUGUCACACCAAGCUCUGGAUGCUCCUCUCGUUGUUAGUCUACUGGUAGAACACCAAGAACCAGCCGUACUCUCUUGUCAUUCUACAGCUGACUACUGGUGGGUGCUGUGCUUCCUGUUUGUCACUGUGCUCUUCUUCUACCAGCUCCUCAAAUAGGUAGAUCACAGGUCACUCUGUGACUUCAUUACUAUUUACUUUAAUUCAACUCAGACUUUGGUCGUUGUGUUUUUUUGCACUAUUAUUUGCGUUUAAAUAAGUCAAUGAAUUAUUUUGUUGUGUCAAUUAAGUUGUGUUUCUAUCAAUGGUUUAGUUUAUUUUGAACAUUCUUCAAGGAGCUGUUUGCAACUUGUUUAAAGUGAAUAAAAAAAAAAAAAAAAGACAACACCAUCGGCUAGCUCAGUGGUUCUCAACCUUUUUUCAGUGAUGUACCCCCUUUGGACAUUUUUUUAAUUCAAGUACCCCCUAAUCAGAGCAAAGCAUUUUUGGUUAAAAAAAAAGAGAUAAAGAAGUAAAAUACAGCACUAUGUCAUCAGUUUCUGAUUGAUUAAAUUGUAUAACAGUGCAAAAUAUUGCUCAUUUGUAGUGGUCUUUCUUGAACUAUUUGGAAAAAAAGAUAUAAAAAUAACUAAAAACUUGUUGAAAAAUAAACAAGUGAUUCAAUUCUAAAUAAAGAUUUCUACACAUAGAAGUAAUCAUCAACUUAAAGUGCCCUCUUUGGGGAUUGUAAUAGAGAUCCAUCUGGAUUCAUGAAUUUAAUUCUGAACUUUUCUUCACAAAAAAAGAAAUCUUUAACAUCAAUAUUUAUGGAACAUGUCCACAAAAAAAAAUCUAGCUGUCAACACUGAAUAUUGCAUUGUUGCAUUUCUUUUCACAGUUUAUGAACUUACAUUCAUAUUUUGCUGAAGUAUUAUUCAAUAAAUAUAUUUAUGAAGGUCUUUUGAAUUGUUGCUAUUUUUAGAAUAUUUAAAAAUAAAACCUCACGUACCCCUUGGCAUACCUUCAAGUACCCCCAGGGGUACGCGUACCCCCAUUUGAGAACCACUGGGCUAGCUUAUGUUGCCAUUAGUGCAGGGUUCUUCAACAUUUUCCAGGCCAAUGACUCCUAAACUGAAGUAAAGAUGGAACGAGCACCCUUACACAGAGUGGUGUAUAAAAAGAGUUUGGCCAACUCGGUUUCAGGCGAUCUCAUCAAUGAUUGGCCGAAAGUAGAGAUGUCCGAUAAUAUCGGACAGCUGAUAUUAUCGGCUGAUAAGUGCUUUAAAAUGUAAUAUCGGAAAUUAUCUGUAUCUGUUUCACAAAGUAAAAUGUAUGACUUUUUAAAACGCCGCAGUACAGAGUGGUACACGGACGUAGGGAGAAGUACAUAGCAGUUGCGUCUCCCAGUCAUACUUGCCAACCCUCCCGAUUUUCCAGGGAGACUCCCGAAUUUCAGUUCCCCUCUCGAAAAUCUCCCGGGGCAACCAUUCUCCGGAAUUUCUCCCAAUUUCCACCCAGACAACAAUAUUGGGGGCAUGCCUUAAAGGCCCAAUCACUUAAUAGCUACGGCUUUUCACACACACUAGUGCCGUGGUUCUCAACCUUUUUUCAGUGAUUUAAUUCAAGUACCCCCUAAUCAGAGCAAGGCAUUUUUGGUUGAAAAAAGAGAUAAAGAAGUAAAAUACAGCACUAUGUCAUCAGUUUCUGAUUUAUUAAAUUGUAUAAAGGUGCAAAAUAUUGCUCAUUUUUAGUGGUCUUUCUUGAACUAUUUGGAAAAAAAUGUAUAAAAAUAACUAAAAACUUGUUGAAAAAUAAACAAAUGAUUCAAUUAUAAAUAAAGAUUUCUACCCAGAAAGUAAUCAUCAACUUAAAGUGCCCUCUUUGGGGAUUGUAAUAGAGAUCCAUCUGGAUUCAUCAACUUACUUCUAAACAUUUCUUCACAAAAAAAGAAAUCUUUAACAUCAAUAUUUAUGGAACAUGUCCACAAAAACUCUAGCUGUCAACACUGAAUAUUGCAUUGUUGUAUUUCUUUUCACAGUUUAUGAACUUACAUUCACAUUUUGUUGAAGUAUUAUUCAAUAAACGUAUUUAUAAAGGAUUUUUGAAUUGUUGCUAUUUUAAAAAAAACAUCAAGUACCCCCAGGGGUACACAUACCCCUAUUUGAGAACCACUGAGCUAGAGUAUGUUUCGAACUAUAUAUAGACGUAUUAUUUUGGUUUAUUUUGCAAGAAAAACGACAGCAGUUGCAUGCAUCCGGGCACAGCCGCACACGUCCUUGGUAGAAGUCAUGGCGCCUGUUUUUUAGUUGGUCAUACUUCCUUUACACACGACUCUGCCCCGACGUAAAUAUCUUGUAUAAAAUUGUGUUUCAAAUGAAAAUGGUCCUUCAGGUACUUUGUUAUUGUACUUUAUGCACUGUAUUCUUCUGCCUGUGCAAGCUGCAACUCAUUUUGGAGCAAACCUCUUGUUAUCAGUGUUGGAUUAAUGAUCAGAAGUAUUGAAGUAGGGCUGUCAAAAAAAUCAGAUUGAUCAUAUUUUGGAAUUUGUAUUAAUCGUGAUUAAUCACAAGUGAUGACUUGCUUGCAUAAUUAACAUUUGCUAAAUAAAGACCCCAAUAUUUGUACCCAAA